AGUUCAUAAAACCUGGAACUACCAAAAAUACGGCCCUCUAUUAGUAUUCCAUUCAUACCGCUUCACAGCCAUUCAGAUUUCUAAUUUAUACAUGGCAGUGUGUUGUUUGCACAUGCAUAGAACGAGUCCUCUCCAUCCCAAAUAUUUACUCUAUAUCGGAGGGCGCCUGCCCUCCAGUCGCUCUUUGUCCUCCAACGCGGAGGGUCGUUGCCCGCGCGGACGGCCAUUUUUAAAAAUAAAACUUUGCGUCACGCAUCCGCUCUAAACCAUAAACUAAAACAAAUCAAGCGCGACACUUUUAAAAUUAUAAUUUCUUGCUGAAGCCGACACAAGUGAUAAAUUCAUUAUUUGUAUUUUAUCAACGCGUGCAUAAAUUGUUUUUGCAUAAAUUAACUUUUAUUUAGGCAAAUUAAAAAGUGGAAUUAUAAUUGAGAUCAAAACAAUGAUCAGUUAAUUCAAAUGCAAAAUAAUAUCAAUGCUUUAAGAAAUUUAAAGAUAUCCAGGACUUAUAAAAUGGAUUGGCGCGAGAAACUCUUUGGGAAAGUGUUGGUAAAGUGUUCUUCGGGACAAAAUGGACAAUUUGAGAAUAUUCCAACUUUGGAAGCCUUAAACGACUGUGCGGAAGAAGGGGAAGGUGUUGUUUGUGGUAUUUACUUCUCAUUUGCUAACAUUAGUGACGAAAGUGAUGAUUUCGGUGUGCGUUUGGAGGAGGUGUAUAAGAAAGUGUUUCCAAGGCUGAAGGUUGUGGAGGUGGUGUUGUGGGCCCAUGUGGGGACACCGGAGGGUCCAGUGGAGAGAGAAGCUGGAUUCAGGAGGAGUUUGACCGGGAAGCCGUGGUUUGCUGUGCCCUUUCACGAUGUGGAUACUAAACGUCGCCUCACCCAAAAAUACAGCAUCGCAGUAGGCGUCCCCACCCUCAUCAUACGAGGGCGGCCAGUCCGUGCCGCCCUGCUAGCCGAUCCAACCGCCUCCGGCUUCCCCUGGCCCGCGCCGCCUUUACACGAGGUCCUUAGAGGAGUCCAGCUUCAAGGUCCAGAUGGGACUAAAGCCUAUGAGGAUCUGGGAGAUGCUGUUAGAGUGUUCUAUUUUGCUGCUCAUUGGUGUCCGCCAUGCCGCGCGUUCGCUCCAAGCCUCUGCGCAGCAUUAUCGGCGGUGCGCAAGCGACGCGCCAAGUACGCGAACACACAUCUCAUACUCGUCUCCAGUGACAGGAGCGAGCAAUCCUUCACCCGCACAGUCCAGUCCGUGUCCUCGGUGGGCGCUCUCGCUGUGCCCUGGGACGCCGCCGAAGCCCGGGCGGCGCUCCCGGCGGCCCUGGGAGUCGCUGGGAUCCCUGCCCUGGUCAUCACGGACUCGGCAGGGAAGGUGCUGACUGUGAACGGAAGACAGCAUCUUGCUGGAGAUCCUUUAGGAUUGAACUUCCCUUGGGCGCAGCGGCCGGUGUCGGUGUUGACCGAACAGGCGCUGUUGAAGAUGGCGCGACAUCCCGCAGUCGUAUUAUUUAUAGAUGACGAAGAUUCCGAGAUAGAAUUCGCCGAGUCCGUCCUCACGCCCUCAGCGGAGUCCUACUACGAGGAGUGCAGCAUCCAGUUCCCAGGCUUUUGCCCGUACCAGACCUCCUCUGAUGACGAGACCAUGGACUUCGACUAUCCCACGUCACGGGCUCAAAAGAUUAAGAAGAAGCCGUUUAAACACGUCAUGUUCUACAUAGGCAUAGACGGCACGGAAGCCGCCGACAUGCUCCGCGAACACGUCGGGCUGGACGACGCCGUGCCGCUGCUCACCGCCGUCGACUUCCCCAAGCGGCGCGCCGCCACCAUGCGCGUCGGCGCCGCUAUCACCGCCGACUCCACGCAGCACUUUCUCGACGCUUACUUGAGCGGUCAGGCGGCGUGCGUGCCUCUACAACCACAGACGGAUAAAUGUUAG
Messenger RNA from Cydia fagiglandana, 1929 nucleotides. RefSeq names its product nucleoredoxin-like. The transcript is spliced from 7 exons. Gene Ontology annotation, cellular component: nucleus. Gene Ontology annotation, biological process: negative regulation of protein ubiquitination; negative regulation of Wnt signaling pathway. Gene Ontology annotation, molecular function: thioredoxin-disulfide reductase (NADPH) activity. Lineage: Eukaryota; Metazoa; Arthropoda; Insecta; Lepidoptera; Tortricidae. The record is from RefSeq and is a predicted model, not a curated record. The coding region runs from base 460 to 1929 and encodes 489 amino acids.